This is a messenger RNA of Serpula lacrymans var. lacrymans S7.9, 915 nucleotides long. RefSeq lists its product as uncharacterized. NCBI's taxonomy places the organism in Eukaryota, Fungi, Basidiomycota, Agaricomycetes, Boletales, Serpulaceae. The transcript is spliced from 8 exons. The record is from RefSeq and is a predicted model, not a curated record. Bases 1 to 915 code for a protein of 304 amino acids.
AUGCCUCAUCUAAGCCCCUCUCAAAUCGUUUCAGGUCAUCGACAUUGUGAGAGUGCUCUUCAAGUGGGCCCAAGGAAAAAGCUAUGUACCUCUGACCCAUUGGUGCACCAUGGCCAACAUUUUGGACAAACUGCUCAUGCUAUGUGCGAUAUCAAAACCCUGGUUGUCAAUGGCACACGGCGUAUGGAAGACUUGGACCCAGAAUUUGCUAGAAUGUUUUGUUUCAGCGAAUUGAGAGAGCAACAUAUUUUCAAAAUGCUUCUAGAUAUAAUACCAGGUCUAGAAGAGCAUAUCAGGGCAAGCUUGGAAGAAGAAAUUGGGAUAAUAGCAGAGUUGUGUACUGGGGCUUUGUUAUGCCCAGCUGGCUUGGCCUGGUCCAACCAACAGCUGAAAACGAGUUUAAAAGAUGGAAGUUUGAUCAUCCCCGGCGAUCAGUGGCCGAAUUUCAUCUACAAGGACUACAAGUACGAUAGUGACAAUCCCUGGAUUGGAGCAUUCCAGAGCUCAUUGCUAGUAUCUUCUUACAAAUAUGUCUUCACGUCGCCUAGCUCUGUAGAAAAAGAGCCAAAAGCAACCAGAUCAGGCAAUGCCCGCAUUCAUGGGAUGUCAUCUGUAACACCUGCCUCGAUAGCCUAUGUUGCAACGCAGGUCCGGUUUGGGCUAUCGUUGUCACUGGUCUUUACUAAAAGUGACGCAAUUACAGAUUCUGAACGGUUUUACUCUUCAAUACUUGAUUUGUUCAACAACAUUGAUGAGAGAGAAGAAGUUGAGGCAUUGCUGAAAUGGUGGAACAUCCAGAUCUUUCCAAGUCACUCGUCUGCUCAAUGCCUUGUAUCCAAAAACAGUGCAUUGGCUCGUAUAAAAGAAAAAUGUGCUGCAUUAAAAGCAGCUAGGGUGGAGUCAUCUGAGCAGUAG